This is a messenger RNA of Eutrema salsugineum, 1713 nucleotides long. RefSeq lists its product as uncharacterized. The transcript has 5 exons. Bases 366 to 1484 code for a protein of 372 amino acids. Lineage: Eukaryota; Viridiplantae; Streptophyta; Magnoliopsida; Brassicales; Brassicaceae. The record is from RefSeq and is a predicted model, not a curated record.
AACGCACCCACUAUUUCUCCUUCCGUUCCCCUUCUUCUUCCUCACUGUAAACGCAGAGCCUCCAUUUCUCUUCUCCUUCGUUUCUCUCUCUCUAUCUCUCUCUCUCUCUACACAUAUUCUUCUUCAUAGCCUUUUUGGGUUUUUCUUUCUAUUUUUUUUGUUCUCUCUCUGGUGUUUGCUACGAGAAUAAGAAGAAGAAGAAGACGGAGGAGAGAUUUUCGUUCUUCGACGUUCUAUCGGUGAUAAAAAUCAAUGGAGGAUAAGAACUGAACGAAUCUGAAAACUACUCGCAGAUCGGAAUCAGAAAAACUUAUCAUUACUGAAAUUCGAAUCGGAUUUCUCUUUUCACUUGGGUAUAUUUAAUAAUGAUGAGGUAUCAGAGAGUAAGCCCAGAUUAUCUUCCUCUUACAAAUACCAAAAAGCCCUACUUAAGACCUUCACCUUCCAGAUCCAUCGAUAACGGAGGAACAGCCACAACCGCCGCGAUUUCAACCGGAGUAGGAAGAUUCAACGGGACGAGCACCACCAUUAGCAGCUCGAAUCUCGACGGAGUCCCCAAAGGAUUCCGAUUCAGAUCCACUUCUAUCACCACCGCAACACAACAACAACAAGAAGAAGAUCUCUCUCACGAUUCCACUACAAACCCUAGCGGCAGCGGAGGCGGAGGAGAUGGAUUGUUACAGUGGGGACAACGGAAACGAUCACGUGCCUCCAGAACCGAGAUCCGAUCCGUCUCCGUCGCUGCUGCAGAUGAUUCAUCUUCUUCCUCGGGACAAAAUCUGAUCCAAUCUAAUAGGAUUCAGAGAAGAUCGACGAAUCUUAUUAUGCCGCCGCCGUCUCUGUCGUCGUCGCCUCUCUGCGGCGGCGGAGGACGGAGCACGAAUCCGAGAAGCGGUUUCGUCAUCGGCAAGGAAUCAUCUAGAUUCGUCCCUACCAGGCAUCUAGAAGAUAGAUCAGUCACCGGUUCACCGUCAAGAAACAUCGGAGUUAGUGGUGGUCGUAUGGUGUCCAGAUCGGCCAACGGUGGUCUUAAACGAUCUACUCCUUCUCCGGAGAAGACUGAAACUAGAUCAAACGGCAAGGAUCAUCAUCAUCAUCAUCAGAGACAGAACGGGUUAGAUAAUCAUCAUCAAAGGAUGAAUCGAUCAGAAUCAACGGCUCAGAUUCACUCAGAGAUUGAGACGAAUAAUGGAGAGAAAACAACUACACAAGUGGAAUUUAAAGAGUGGCCAAGAAUCUACAUUGCUUUGUCUAGAAAAGAGAAAGAAGAAGAUUUCUUGGCUAUGAAGGGAACAAAACUCCCUCAUCGACCAAGAAAACGAGCCAAGAACAUCGAUAAAGGCCUUCAGUUUUGUUUUCCAGGGAUGUAUAUGUCUGAUUUGAACAAAAGUCGGUAUGAAGUUAGAGAGAAGAAAAGUGCGAAGAAGCAGCAGAAGCGAAGAGGAUUAAAAGGCAUGGAAAACUUGGAUUCUGAUUCAGAGUAGGCACGUGUGGAUCGCAAUUGACGCACGUAUGAAAGCGUGUUAAUGGUCGAAGCCUUUCUCUUUUUCAUUUUUUUGUUUAUCUAUAUUAUUAUAUGAUUAUAUUUUUCUUUGCCGUGUUCCGAAUUUUUUUUUUCUUGUCCUACUCUUCUCGUGUACAAAAAUGAAAGGCAAAGGUGCGUCUUGGUAAGUCCUCUUUUCGAGUUUUCCGAAGAAAAAAAAAAAGAGAAAA